Molecule: messenger RNA, 9241 nt
Organism: Pecten maximus
Lineage: Eukaryota; Metazoa; Mollusca; Bivalvia; Pectinida; Pectinidae
Product: anoctamin-1-like
Exons: 28
Coding region: 153-3125 (990 amino acids)
Biological process (GO): chloride transmembrane transport
Cellular component (GO): plasma membrane
Molecular function (GO): chloride channel activity; protein dimerization activity
Source: RefSeq, a predicted model, not a curated record
CAAGCGAGGGCGCUGUCGGUCUAGCUUCCUGUACCACAGCUGUGGCUCCUCCUGGAACCGUAUCUCGUCCGCCGGCUUCUGUAAAAGUGGAUUAUUUGUAUCAUUUUCUGUGUCUGAUGAGCACUGAGCCCUGUAUAUGAAAGCUGUUGAGAAUGGCGGGUGUAGUAGAUGAUGAUGUGAAGCUGCACAUGUUAGCAGCUGAGGAAACAGCCGUUGGUCGACCUGUUGUAUAUGAUGACCUUGAUGAUGUUACUGUAGCUAUAAGAAAUGGGUCAGAUGAUAGAGAGAAAUUAUCAGAGGUCAGUCCCAAUGGUACCGGGAUAGACAGAGAGGAGGAGGAUGACAACGAGGAGGAUGCAGACACACAAGAUAAAAGUAUAAAGAAAGUUCUACAAGACCUAGAUGUACAGGGUCGAAAGUUGUUUUUCAAAGAUGGCCGUCGCCGUAUCGACUACAUUCUGGCGUACGAGGUGGAGGAAGAUGGCAAACCUGACGAACUGGAGGAGGCACGUCUGGCUCGGGAAGUGUUCGAGAGAAACCUUGUCUCGGAGGGCCUGGAACUUGAGUAUGAUCAGAGGGAAGGUGAGGCUAAGUAUGUAAAGGUACACAUACCCUGGGAAGUGCUGACCAGAUAUGCUGAGAUCCUCAAGGUCAAAGUACCGGUCAAGAAGUCUCUGGUGUUGACCAACAUACAGAAGAAGUAUGCAAAGCUUGAGGAAGUUUAUCGUAAGGGCGAGGAGUCUGCUUUUGACCAGUUCUUGAAUCCCAUGAAAGCUAUGAGUGCAAGACUGUGGGCCACCUUGACUGGCAUGGUGAAGAAACUGUUUGCUCCUUUUGAGCUGGACAAGGAGGUGAUGCCACCCAUACAGAGGAGGUUUACCUUGCCCUACUCAAGGAGCAAGGAAUACUUAUACGAUAUCCCAGAGGAUCGGGAAUCUUUCUUCUCAUCAGUGGCAAGGACCCGCAUUGUUAAUUUCAUACUCCGAAGGAAGGCAUUUUCAGAUGACAAAAACCACGAGUAUGCCUUUGGUAUUAACAAAAUGAUCGCAGAUGAAUACUACACUGCUGCUUAUCCCCUGCAUGAGGGCCAUUGGAAGGCUGGAUCAGCUGAGAACGAGAGAAAGCGACUGUAUGACCACUGGGCUAACCUCAAAUGUUUCUUCAAGUUCCAGCCCCUGGAUCAUGUCAGGAGUUACUUUGGUGAAAAGAUCGGACUCUACUUUACCUGGCUUGGAUUCUACACCCAGAUGUUGAUCCCCGCAUCUAUUGUUGGACUCAUUGUGUUUAUCUAUGGCUGUGCUAUCUCAGGCUCCAGCUACCCGGCAGUUGAGAUUUGUGAUAAGAAGAAUAACUUCACCAUGUGCCCAUUGUGUGACUACCAGUGCCCUUACUGGAGCCUCAGUGAUACGUGCUCCAAUGCCAAAGCCAGUCGCAUCUUUGAUAAUGGAGGAACAGUGUUCUUUGCUAUAUUUAUGGCAUUUUGGGGCACAUUGUUUUUGGAGUUUUGGAAAAGAAAAGAAGCUACGUUACAAUAUAGAUGGGAUCUGACAGAUUUUCAUCGUGAAGAACAACCACCACGACCAGAAUAUCUUGCCAAACUUGCAAACUGUGAUACCUACAAGAUCCAUCCAGUGACAGGGAUGAAGGAACCGUACAUGCCGUUUUGGAGAAAAAGAUUCCCUGUCUUCCUGGCUUCCUAUUCUGUUAUGUUAUUCAUGGGGUUGCUAGCCAUCAGUGCUGUGGUAGGUGUGAUAGCGUACCGUGUCGCCCUGUUAGCUGCACUGCAGGCAUUUACCAGAGAGGACAGCAAAAAGACAGACAACUCAACAUUGGCCUCCACUAAAGCUCUUAUCUACCAGAACGCUAGUGUGGUUACUACCAUUACUGCUGCCUGUUUGAACCUGCUAUUCAUCAUCAUACUCAACAUGAUCUAUACCCGAGUUGCGUUCUGGCUGACAGACCAAGAGACUAUCCGUACCCAGAAGGACUAUGACGACAGUAUAACUAUUAAGCUCUUUGCCCUCCAGUUUGUCAAUUACUACUCCUCCAUUGUUUACAUUGCAUUCUUCAAGGGCAGAAUCCUAGGCAGGCCAGGAAAGUACAAUCACCUGUUUGGUGGUCGUCAGGAGGAGUGUGGGUCUGGAGGAUGCCUAAUCGAGCUUUGUAUACAACUGGCCAUCAUCAUGACUGGUAAACAACUCAUCAUGAACAACUGUACGGAGGUCCUUCUGCCGAAAAUUAUUAAAUGGAUAAAAAGAAUGAUUUGGAAAGAAAGUAAAGAGAAGAAAAUGUCAAGGACACCUUGGGAGAAGGACUACAAAUUGGAUGCUACGUCCACAGCGGCACUUUUCCACGAGUACCUGGAAAUGGUAUUACAGUUUGGGUUUCUCACCUUGUUUGUGGCUGCCUUCCCUCUCGGACCUCUGUUUGCUCUACUCAACAACUUGCUGGAGAUACGUUUUGAUGCUGCCAAAUUCAUUACCCAGCUUCGUCGUCCCCUGGCUGAGAGGACUCCUAACAUUGGUGUAUGGUACAAUAUUCUCUACGGAAUUUCUAGGAUUGCCAUCAUUUCAAAUGCAUUCAUCAUUGCGUUAACAUCCGACUUCAUUCCACGUCUGGUGUACGAGCAAGCUUACAGUCCGGAUGGCUCCCUCAGGGGUUAUACAAAUGCUACCCUGUCUUUCUUCAACACCACAGACUUCAGCCCUGAAAACAGACCUGACUAUGCUGGUAGUGAAUUGGUGGAAUUCUGCAGGUAUCGGGAUCUGAGGAACCCUCCUUGGAGUGAGGAUAAGUACGAGUUUACCGAGAUGUACUGGCAUGUCUUUGCUGCCAGAUUUGUCUUUGUGGUUGUAUUUGAGAACCUGAUAAUUGUCAUCACGGGCCUCAUAGCUUAUGUUAUUCCUGAUGUGCCUCACGCCCUCAAGGUACAAAUUCGUCGGGAGAACUACAUUUCCAAUGAAAUAGUCAUCAAGACAGAGUUGCUUCGUGCACAGGGAGAGGAUGUAGAUGAUAUAAUGGGCACCAUUAUGGACGAUGAAGUUCGGCGUUACCAUACCACUGACCUUGGAAGUAUGACAUUAGUGAAUCGAAAACCUGGUGAAAGUCCAUCAACAGAAGUGUAGCAAAGUUGAACAUGCUCAACCUCAAAUACAUCAGUUUGAAGUAUUACUUACAAGCCAGAUUUUGAAAUACUCAAAUAUCUUGGUGGUUCAAUUUAAAGAGUGAAAAAUAUUGAUACAGGGAACGGUAUUAAAACAUCUAUAGAACAAGACAAACAAAAAUGAGAUAGUUUCAUAAGAGUGAAUGAUUCAAAUUUGCAAUAUGUUGCCAAAAACACUGUAUCAAAUUUGAACAGUGAUGCGUGUUUCUAGGAGAAUUGUCUCCUUGAAUUCCAGGACGAUGGAUUGAGGAUUGUCCUACCAAGGGUUGUGUAUCACUACUCCCUCCAUACUCCAUUUGCCUUCUUUGUACAGCUUUCAUUCUCAUACAAAUGUCUUUCUGAUUAGUAUCUGAAUUUAUUUUUAAACAAUAUAUAUGUAUUGUAUAUAAUAUAUACUGAAUAUGUAUUAGACAUAUUGUUUUAUGUUAAAAUGUGUUCUGCUACACGGGGUGUCUGCCUGAGGAGUUUUCUGUACUAAACAGUGUAUUCUUUGAUAGAUUAUGAGAAACAUCUUCAAGGAAAACUGCCUGUCCUUAAGCAUGUGAAGACUGUAGUGUAAAAAGAAAGCCAGCUCAUUUCUGGAAUAUUUGCUGUCCCAGUAAGUGUGAAUCUUAAACGGACUAGAGGGGUUGACAUUCAUAAAAAAAUGUGUGAGGGUGGGGUACUGCUUAUUGCCUUAAAAUUUACCUGACAUUGUAUAUGGUAUAUUGGGUGACAGCAUCUUUGUCCCUGUUACAUGAUUUUGAACUUUCUUUGCGAUAUUGCACAAGGUAAAUGCCACCCUUUCUCUUAAAUGGUUGUAGGGUAAAGACAAAAUUUUAAAAUGUUCUUCUGGCCACAUGUUUUGCUCAAGUAUUGAUGUUUUAUCAUCAGAACCUUCUUUUUCUUGAAUAAGGCAUAAUACUUAAUAUGUAUAAUCCCACAUAUCAAGUUAGUCCUGGCCUUGACAUACCAUGCUUUAUAAAUGUCUGUUAAUAUUGACGUGAUAUUAUCGAUCCUCCUGACAUAUAUAUAUAACAUGGAAGUUACUCUAAUCAGUACCUGAAUGGUGAGUGAAUACCACAUUAACAUGAUUCACUUUUUGGGGACAUUUUUAAAAUUAUGAGAUGAGCUUAACAAAUUGUUAAGUUCAUUGUAAAUUUAUUUUCAAAAUGCCAUUUUUAGUCAAAGAAUUUUAAAGAUUUUGUAUUUCUAGUCUUCAUGAAGAUUGAAUUUUGUUUUUUUAAUGUUUUCAAAAACUCUCUAUCAGAAAGAAAACGGUUUUUUCCUGAAAAACAUUUGGUUCCAUUACAGAAUCACUAGGGAACCAGUUUGUGUAUAUUGGAAAUAUACUGUCCCUGAAAACAAUGGGACCAGAUCUGGAAUAGAUUGUCCCAGAAAACAAUGGGACCAGAUCUGGAAUAGAUUGUCCCAGAAAACAAUGGGUCCAGAUCAGGAAUAGAUUGUCCCAGAAAACAAUGGGACCAGAUCUGGAAUAGAUUGUCCCAGAAAACAAUGGGUCCAGAUCAGGAAUAGAUUGUCCCAGAAAACAAUGGGACCAGAUCUGGAAUAGAUUGUCCCAGAAAACAAUGGGUCCAGAUCAGGAAUAGAUUGUCCCUGAAAACAAUGGGUCCAGAUCUGGAAUAGAUUGUCCCAGACAACAAUGGGACCAGAUUUGGAAUAGAUUGUCCCAGAAAACAAUGGGACCAGAUCUAGAAUAGAUUGUCCCAGAAAACAAUGGGUCCAGAUCAGGAAUAGAUUGUCCCAGAAAACAAUGGGACCAGAUCUGGAAUAGAUUGUCCCAGAAAACAAUGGGUCCAGAUCAGGAAUAGAUUGUCCUUAGAGCCUUAUUCAGUUUAUAUCUAUAGGGUAAUCUUUUAUAUGUACUGAACCAGUGAUUCUACUGACUAAUAAGAUUACAACAAUGUCUAUUAUUCUGUGAAUAGUUUACAUUAUCUAUUAAAGGUUGAUAAUUACCUGUUGUUAUCUAAGAGAAUCUUAAUGGAAGAGAAAUCUACCAACAUUUCUCAUAGAAAUAGCUGUAAAUGUUCAGUUGUUGUAACACAUGACACAAAAUUUCCUGUAUUUGAAAUUUAUAAAAUGUAGCUAGAAUAUUAGUAGUGUUGAAAUGAUUUAAGUUGCUUCUGACACCAAAUAGUUUCAUUAAUCCAUAUCUCCUGUAAAUUAUUAAGUCAUUAGACAUUCAGAUAGCAAAGUAUUUUAUUGGUUGUUUAUCAAGUUAACUAUUCUCAUUCUGAAUCUCAUUUUCUUACCUUUAUAAAGUGGACAUAUAUGAUCAAAUCAUGUUUGUUAUUGGUGGAAGUCAACUUUAGGUAUUGUUUGUUAUUGGAGGAAGUCAACUUUAGAUAUUGUUUGUUAUUACAAAAAAAUCCUCUCAUUAUGUUGCGCAAUAUUUCAAAUUAUCCAUUAUCAGGAGAUUGUUGUUCCCAACAUUAUUAUCUCAUGAAGCAUUGACUCGUAAAUCUAUUGGAUACCUCCUAUAUAAUACCUGUAUAUGGAGUCUCUAUCAAUUAAACCUUGAUUACUUUCAACAUUAAAGACAGCAGGUCUUAAAGUGUUAAACAGGACGAGGUGUACAAGUUUGAUUUGUUGUUGGUGUUGACAAAAGAGAAGUGGUGGUUUUACAAAACAGCUUGUCUUGUUCAACCAGACUCUUGUGGACUACAUGCUACACUACACAGAGAUGUGCAGUAAUCAUUGUGUCUGGUUGAAUGAGACUACAAAACAGCAAAUAGAUACCUAGGUGCUAUUCAUUACAGGAAACCCUGUAUACAGUUCACUAUUCAUUACAGGAAGUCCUCUACACAGUUCACUAUCCAUUACAGGAAGUCCUGUACAUAGUUCACUAUUCAUUACAGGAAGUCCUGUAAACAGUUCACUAUUCAUUACAGGAAGUCCUGUACACGGUUAACUAUUCAUUACAGGAAGUCCUGUACACAGUUCACUAUUCAUUACAGGAAAUCCUGUACACAGUUCACUAUUCAUUACAGUAAGUCCUGUACAGAGUUAACUAUUCAUUACAGGAAGUCCUGUACAUAGUUCACUAUUCAUUACAGGAAGUCAUGUACACAGUUCACUAUUCAUUACAGGAAGUCCUGUACACAGUUCACUGUUCAUUACAGGAAGUCCUGUACACAGUUCACUAUUCAUUACAGGAAGUCCUGUACACAGUUCACUGUUCAUUACAGGAAGUCCUAUACACAGUUCACUAUUCAUUACAGGAAGUCCUGUAUACAGUUCACUAUUCAUUACAGGAAGUCCUCUACACAGUUAACUUUUCAUUACAGGAAGUCAUGUACACAGAUCACUAUUCAUUACAGGAAGUCAUGUACACAGUUCACUAUUCAUUACAGGAAGCCCUGUACACAAUUAACUUUUCCUGUUACAUAGUUUUAUCAGAUGUGAUGUUAAAACUGAACAGUUUGUACACCAAGUUGGCCAAUAAUCAUCUGAUAUUUACCUAGUUCUGUGCUAUCUGAGAUUAUGAAUGCCUGUUUGUUACUCAAAAUACAGAAUCAAUUGUCUUUAAUUCAUUCAUUAAUUUUUAUUAUAUAAAUAUAUAUCUGACAUAGUCUUUCAUGAUAGCAGAUAAAGUUUAUUCUUAAUCAGACUUGUGGUAUAAACAAGGUAUUUUGUUAAACCUAUAGCUAGGUUUAUACCUCACAAACCAGAGAGUUGUUUUUAGCUUACAUUUCUUAUGUUCAUAUCGGUCGUCAUUGGAAUUGAGAGAACAUAUAUAAGGUUUGUAAUUGUCUAAAGCUAGUUUUCAUUUUGAAAUGAAUAAGUAAUGGUGUAUCAGUUUUGUCCUCUCUGUCAUUUGAUAUACAUGUAUGUAUUAUCUAUACCUUUACACCAGCCUGUGUAAGUUUCCUACUGACAGCUUGUCCUGUCAGAUCCUGUGACAGUUUGUCCUGUCAGAUCCUGUGACAGUUGUCCUGUCCGAUCCUGUGACAUCUUGUCCUGCCAGAUCCUGUGACAGUUUGUCCUGUCCGAUCCUGUGACAGUUGUCCUGUCAGAUCCUGUGACAGUUUGUCCUGUCCGAUCCUGUGACAGCUUGUCCUGUCCGAUCCUGUGACAGUUGGUCCUGUCCGAUCCUGUGACAGCUUGUCCUGUCAGAUCCUGUGACAGCUUGUCCUGUCAGAUCCUGUGACAGUUUGUCCUGUCAGAUCCUGUGACAGUUUGUCCUGUCAGAUCCUGUGACAGCUUGUCCUGUCAGAUCCUGUGACAGUUUGUCCUGUCAGAUCCUGUGACAGCUUGUCCUGUCCGAUCCUAUGACAUCUUGUCCUGUCAGAUCCUGUGACAGUUUGUCCUGUCCGAUCCUGUGACAUCUCGCCUGUCAGAUCCCGUACUUAGUGUGUACUGUGUUAAAAUGAAAUGCAUUUAUACCUCAUCUCUGUAUCACCUAUUUCAUUUGUUACAAUUUAUAACAUAAACCUAGCAAUGUAUACUUGCCAAAUAGUUAACCUUUCUCCUCAUUUUCUACUCCUCAAUUGUUUUUGAUAUUCUCACCAUUGUUUUUUUUACAUUAGAUCUUGUAAUGUAUGCUGAUGUUGAUCAUGCUUAGAGAUUAUUUAUCCUUAGCCAAAACACUUCAUUUACGAAGCCAUCAAUUUUGAAGUAUGGAUGCUAUUUUAGUAAUUUUGAUUUGUUUUAUAAAUAUUAUUAAAUCUUGAUUUUCCUUAGUGUCACUUCUCAAGACAUUGGCUAGAUUGUGUGUCUACGUAUACAGUAUGCUAUGUUAAAUAAUAGGGCCUACACUGGUACUGGUUGUAGUCAUAAUUGUCAUUUUUAGAAGGAAAAUUCAAACAUGAAGAUCUAGAUUAUUUGUUUUAUAAACAAAUUAUGACAUGUAUUAUCAGGAUAAAUUUUACCAUCAUCUACAAAAACACGAGGAAAGCUGUGUAAGGUAACUACUGGAGUGAACACAUAACUGCGAUUUUCUAAAUCUUAUUGUAUUGACUUUUGUAACAACUCUAUGUAUUCAUCACUUUAACAAAAAUGCUAUAUUUGAUUUUAUAUUGUUUAGUUUGAGUAUUUUAUUUAAUUUUAUUCCUAUCAGUGGUCUUAUUUUUUGCACAAUUAAUGCAAGAAGUUAAAUUUACUUUUUACAAUGCAAGAAAUAUUGAUUUAUUGUUAGUACCUGUGCAAUACUGCAUGUAAACCUUGAGAACUAUAGCUUGUUGUAGUAGCCGACACUAUUGUCAUGAGAUUAAGGUUUUUGGUAAGGCUGUCAGUGUGUAUCUAUUCCUGUUACAGUGAAUUGUGUUUUCAUUUUUCACCUUCAAAAUUAAUCUACUUUUUUUAUGGUUGGUUUUAAGGUCUGCUGACCUGUAAUGUUAUAAUUUAAAUUAGUUUUGAUUUUGUGUUGUAAAUUAAGUGUCUAGAAAGAUCCAGCAUUGGAAAAUUAAAUUUAAAAUGUGCAAAAUUAUAAAGCUAUCAAAAGUACCAUUUAGUGCUGCAUGUACUUAAUGUUGUAAAAUAAGCACAUGCCUAGUGACUAACCCAUCCCUGUCUAUUUACCUGCACUACCAAAGCUAAAGGGAUUUAAUUAUGAGAUACAAUCUUUGUAAUUGUGCACAAUCAUGGUUAUUUAAAGUAUAUAUGUACCAAUCCCCACAUUACUGUAUUACUUCUCUGUAUUAUUUAAUAUUUUGUAGUUAUAUUAUGACUGAUAUCUAUUUUUAUCCCAUCAAUACAAAAAAUAAGUUUAUAUUGUCUGUUAUGUAUAUACAUUUAUAAUAUAAGGGAAGAAUUCAAAAUUGAUCACCAUGCAAAUUCAAGGUACGAUUGAAGCUGAAUAUAUUUGUAUUUUUAAGGAUUUUUAUUUUAUUUUGGUCUUUUAUUAUGUUAAUCGAGUGUGCCUUGUUAUUUUUCACAAGCUUGAAUAUAGAAAAUUUUAGAAAUGUAAUAAAUAAUGCCAUGCAAUUUAUUUUAUGGAAUUAACGAUAUAAAAAGUUCCCCCCAUGUUACAAUUAGAACAAGUUUUGUAUAAAUCCAGUCCUGUACAGAAAUGUGAAUAAGGGUGUGCUGUGUGAAACGUACAUUCUGUGAAGGUAAUAAAAUAUUUUGUCUUCCUAA